This is a messenger RNA of Hyalella azteca, 540 nucleotides long. RefSeq lists its product as uncharacterized. Bases 1 to 474 code for a protein of 157 amino acids. The record is from RefSeq and is a predicted model, not a curated record. The transcript has 4 exons. Lineage: Eukaryota; Metazoa; Arthropoda; Malacostraca; Amphipoda; Hyalellidae.
AUGUCGCCCUACGCCGCCGUGCGACCCUUGCACCGCUUAUUUUUGUGUGUGAUCGCCUCCUGCACCAUCGUCACCAUCACGCUGCUCUGCAGGGAGAACGUGUCAGAGCAGAAAUCUGCGGUGCCUCGUCUCCUCUCCAACGACCAUGAAGACCAGUCCUCCCGUCGUCAUGGCAACGCACGCGAGGUGGGGGAGGAGAAAAAUACCCCCCUUACCUCACCCCCUCCGCCAAUUUUGAACUGGCACAAUUUUUUUGACUUCAUAGAAGAGGCAGCUGGCUGCAGCAAUCUGGAAAUGUUGGGAGGCAUCAUGGUAGGGGAGGUGAGGGACGGCGACAAGGCCGUGUGUCUGGACAAUGGCGUCGCCCCCACACCGGGCGCCUGCCUCGUCCUGUCCUUCGGCAUCAACAACGAGUGGAGCUUCGAUGACGCCAUGGAGGAGUACGGCUGCAGGGUGACUUAUUUGCCUUAUUGAUUCUUUGCUGUAUUUGAGUGGAGCUUCGAUGACGCCAUGGAGGAGUACGGCUGCCGGGUGACUUAU